AUGUCUAAAAGAGCUGCUGACGCCGUUGACGAGCAAUCCGCCUCUCUAAAGGCUGGAGGACGACCGGUCGCCGAUGCCCCUCCAGAUGAGGUGGGGGAGUUCGAGGAUGAGUUUGAGGACGAAUUCGAGAGUGAAGAUGAGAUUUUGGAGGCCGGUGUCGAUGGACGCCCCGAUGAGGAGCGUGAGGCAGAGGAAAAGGAAAAUGCUAUGGAAGUUGACCAAGAGACUUUCAUUCCUGGAAGAACAAAACUUGCACCAGGAGAAGUUCUUUCUCCCGAUCCAUCGACAUAUGACAUGCUACAUACCCUCAGUACACCAUGGCCCUGUCUUUCCUUCGACAUUGUUCGCGAUUCCUUGGGCGACAACCGCAAGACAUACCCCGCGACGGUCUACGCAGUUGCAGGCACACAGGCAGAGGGUGGACGCGCAAAGGACAACGAGUUGAUGAUUCUCAAGAUGAGCGGAUUGAGCAAGAUGGAAAAGCAGAAUGAAACCGACUCGGAGAGCGACUCUGAUGAUGACGACCUCGGAGAGCCAAUUCUUGAGCACAAAUCGAUACCCCUCGGCUCUACUACCAACCGCAUCCGCGCCCACCAGACCCCUUCGCAAUCCGGCGAUUAUUCCAAGCCUCCCCAGACCAUCACAGCCACCAUGCUUGAAAAUGCCCAGGUCGUUAUCCACGACGUCACUCCUCAUCUCAACAGCUUCGACGUUCCCGGUACAGUGCUGCCGCCGUCGGCCUCGAAACCUUUGUCUACUCUUCGCAUGCACAAAUCGGAGGGCUAUGCUUUGGACUGGUCUCCUCUUCAGCCCUUGGGCAAGCUGUUGACUGGUGACAACGAUGGAUUGAUUUACGCUACGACACGUACCGAAGGAGGCGGAUGGGUGACCGACACACGACCAUUCCUCGGCCACACCUCGUCGAUCGAAGAGCUGCAGUGGUCGCCCAAUGAGCGCAAUGUGUUUGCGUCCGCCAGCAGUGACGGCAGCGUGAAGGUGUGGGAUGUGCGAUCCAAGUCUCGCAAGCCCGCAGUGGACGUAAAGGUCUCCAACACCGACGUUAACGUCAUGAGCUGGUCGAACCAGACCUUCCACCUCCUCGCGACAGGAGCCGACGACGGCCAGUGGGGAGUUUGGGAUCUGAGACACUGGAAGCCCAAUGCCUCGACGCCGCAGGCCCAGAUUGGCGCAUCGCCCGUUGCGUCGUUUGACUUCCACCGGGAGCCGAUUACCAGCAUCGAAUGGCACCCCACCGACGACAGUGUGAUUGCGGUUGGCUCGGAAGACAGCACGGUGACACUCUGGGAUUUGGCGGUUGAGCUGGACGAGGAGGAGAGCCGGGAAGCCGGCAUGUCCGAUGUGCCGUCCCAGUUGCUGUUUGUGCAUUACAUGGACUCUGUCAAGGAGGUACAUUGGCAGGCACAGAUGCCAGGUACUGUCAUGGCUACUGGCGGUGGUGGAUUUGGUGUGUUCAAGACGAUCAGUGUAUAG
Messenger RNA from Aspergillus wentii DTO 134E9, 1491 nucleotides. Its product is annotated as ribosome biosynthesis protein RRB1. The transcript has 3 exons. Gene Ontology annotation, molecular function: protein binding. NCBI's taxonomy places the organism in Eukaryota, Fungi, Ascomycota, Eurotiomycetes, Eurotiales, Aspergillaceae. The record is from RefSeq and is a predicted model, not a curated record. Bases 1 to 1491 code for a protein of 496 amino acids.